Molecule: messenger RNA, 306 nt
Organism: Diaporthe citri
Lineage: Eukaryota; Fungi; Ascomycota; Sordariomycetes; Diaporthales; Diaporthaceae
Exons: 2
Coding region: 1-306 (101 amino acids)
Source: RefSeq, a predicted model, not a curated record
AUGAGUGACCUAUUGGUCGCAUUCAUUACCGCUACUUCUGUCCUUUCAGACGUAAGUGGUGCGCAGAAGGAGGAAGUAGUAGCCUUCAUGCAGAAGCGUGGCUACGAUUCUAUGUCUUGGGACAAGAUUCGGUAUGCAUCCAAAAUGAGUCCCAAGAACACCCAAAAUUGGGACGAGCCUGGACUCGUUGAGGACCUGCUCGCUGCAACGGUCAAUCACCUCAACCCAUCAAAGCAGGACAUACUGCAGAUUGCCAACAAAGCGAAGGCCAUGGGAGGCUGGCAGUUCACCGAGGGUGCAUGUUAG